AUGUUGGUCAGCUUGCUCACUCUGGCCGCCCUUGCUGGGGCGGCUUUUGGAUCGCCUCUCAGAAGGAACAACCUGACCGAUACUCCGUCGGUGAACUUGGGAUAUGAGAUCCAUACGGCUACCACGAAUUCGUCUGGUGGCUACUACAUCUUCUCCAACAUCCCCUACGCGGAGCAGCCUACCGGUGACCUGCGGUUCCACACCGUUGGCCUCCCUCAGGGGAACAGCUCUGGUGUCAACAACGGCUUGGAGGACAUGAUUUGCAUGCAGUCGUAUCCCAAGUGGAUUAUUGAGCUCACGGCUCAGUCGAACGGCGUAUCGACCGAGGUGAUGGAGCAGAUUAUGCUCUCCCAGGCAGGACAGACCGAGGCCUGUUUGGCGCUUGAUGUUCAUGUACCUACCGACGUCUUCGAGAAAAAUACGACAGAACAAGCACCUGUCCUGGUAUGGAUUCACGGUGGUGGCUUCACGUCCGGAUCCAAGACCUCGGUAGGAAGCCCGGCUGGCAUUAUCGCGCGCUCAAAGCUCAACGACAACGAGGGUGUCAUUGUUGUAUCGAUCAACUAUCGUCUUGGCCUGUUCGGCUGGCUUGGCGCUGGCGGUAUUACCCCUAACCUCGGUCUCUACGACCAACGCGUCGCCCUGGAAUGGGUCCAGAAGUAUAUCGGUCGCUUUGGAGGAGACGCAGCUCGUGUCACCACGAUUGGCGAGAGUGCUGGUGCAACAAGCAUCCUUCACCACAUUACAGCCUACGGCGGAGAAGGCUCGCUCCCCUUCGCUCAGGGCAUCAUCCAGUCUCCGGCCUUCCAAUUCAACCUCAACCUGACAGACGCUUACGAGGCUACACUGACUGAGGCGACAAAUGCCACUGGAAAAGCCAUCACAAACGCCUCCGAGCUCGCCUCCCUGGACUCCGAGACGCUGAAAGCCAUCAACUUCGGCGCCGUCAAGGCAGCACCCCAAGGCCAGUUUACAUACGGCCCAGCCCCUGACAGAACCUACGUGCCCGCCCUUCCCCAGGUCCUCCUCGCGCAAGGCAAUUUUCACUCAAAUGUCAACGUCAUGGCGGCACACAACUCGUUCGAAGCCGCCCCCUUCGUGCCCUCCACCAUCGCCAGCGAGGAAGACCUGAUCCAGGCGCUCACGGCCAGCUUCCCCGAGAUCGCGAACAUGACGCACGUCCUCGACACGCUGUACCCGGCGUCCGACUACCAAAACGACUUCCUCCGAGGCGUGCAGCUCGUCAGCGACGUCGACUUUAGCUGUACGACGCGGUAUCUCGCCCUCGCCCUCGGCAACCAGACGUACAACUACAUCUUCGCGGUGCCACCGGGCUACCACGCCCAGGACACUUCGUACACCUUCUUCAAUGGUGACACCAGCACCCUUAAUGACGGCGUCGCCGUCGACGCGAACCUGGCGGCCGCGCUGCAGGACUACAUCGUCGGCUUCGCGGCUACGGGUGUGCCAGACGACAACCCGGCCGGCACGGCGCCCGAGUUCCCCGUCUACGGGGAGGACGCGGCUGUGGCCCGGAUCACAGCUGAGGGCGUUGUUGCUGGGACGGAUGAUACGGCUAAUGAGAGGUGUGCUUGGUGGCAGCAGGCUAUGGUUGAGGGAAUUGUAUAG
Diaporthe citri is the source of this 1629-nucleotide messenger RNA. RefSeq lists its product as uncharacterized. Lineage: Eukaryota; Fungi; Ascomycota; Sordariomycetes; Diaporthales; Diaporthaceae. The record is from RefSeq and is a predicted model, not a curated record. Bases 1 to 1629 code for a protein of 542 amino acids. The transcript is spliced from 3 exons.